Perkinsus marinus ATCC 50983 is the source of this 237-nucleotide messenger RNA. RefSeq lists its product as hypothetical. The record is from RefSeq and is a predicted model, not a curated record. Lineage: Eukaryota; Perkinsozoa; Perkinsida; Perkinsidae. The annotation marks the transcript as partial. The transcript has a single exon.
AUGGCCGUCUGGGGUCGGAUCCAUCUCACGUAUCACAUCGCCGAUUUCGUGGCUGUGUUCUUCGACCCGAGCGGCAGCUUUCCUCUCGAUCUGAACGGCGACAACAUUCAUCCAACCAACCGCCGUAUGAGAGAUGCGGCUGCCAGCAGCGCAAUCCCCAACGGCUCUCAGAAAGUUUCUGAGAACGGAGAUGGCUCCUUCAUCACCGAUGAGGCUAUUGAUUCUUUGUCGGUCAAG